CGAUUCUUUUAUUACGGUUUCUAGGUGGGCCUGAAGCAUGGAGGUGGUUGGCCAUGGUCUAUUUGUGUAAUGACCCAAACUUCUGUCCUUGUCUCCGCCUGUCUCCCAAGGUUAUAGAAUUAGUAUAGCACGUUGAUAUAGAAACCAUGCUAUCAUUUAGGAUACCAAUGGAACAAAGGGGGUGACAUGGGGGGAUAGACGACGACCCUUUUACUUUUCUCGCAAAUUAUCGAUGACUCGUCACGCACACCAAGUAUUUAAAACAGUACGUGGCUUUCUAUUAUGCCCCUCUGAUGAAAGCCGAAUCGAUAAUAGCAGGCAACAAAGCACCGAAGUAGACGUUCCUCUCCUUUUUGUCGUAAUUCAGAGCCUGAGUCUGGCCUCAUGCUUCCUCAAUGCCUGCUUACUCACAUGUGGAUGGAAUUUUCGAAUGAAAAGACAAGUAAGUUGUGGCCACUCCUUUUCCAGCCUUUCUCCGACUUCGGGAAUUUCAUGUUGCAGAAACAAUUUCAUCCCGCGUCGAACAUCUCCUGCACUGAACUUCAUUUUGUUCAACGGGCCGGGCUCUGCUUCACUCCCUUGGGAACUUGACCCAAAGUCAGCAAGUAGUUUCGCGACAAAUUCUUCCUCAUCUAACAUCAUCACGACAGGUUUGAAAGGUACAUCGCCUCACCUAGAACAGAUUGGUAUUUCCAUUGCCCCAGCUUUUGCCCUAAACGCCAGAAAAUGAUCAUCCCCAAUGUACCAAAUUCCUCAUCUACCACCACGCCCACUUGCUCUUGCCCUGCUGACCGUUGCCCUUCCUCUUGCCAAACCCACACCGCGACCUCUAGCAUUGCGACUUCGGAACAUGGGUGCAUUCCU
This is a messenger RNA of Pseudomassariella vexata, 864 nucleotides long. RefSeq lists its product as uncharacterized. The transcript has a single exon. The record is from RefSeq and is a predicted model, not a curated record. Bases 233 to 730 code for a protein of 165 amino acids. NCBI's taxonomy places the organism in Eukaryota, Fungi, Ascomycota, Sordariomycetes, Amphisphaeriales, Pseudomassariaceae.